Messenger RNA from Pteronotus mesoamericanus, 3277 nucleotides. RefSeq names its product cilia and flagella associated protein 97 (gene CFAP97). Gene Ontology annotation, biological process: spermatogenesis. The record is from RefSeq and is a predicted model, not a curated record. NCBI's taxonomy places the organism in Eukaryota, Metazoa, Chordata, Mammalia, Chiroptera, Mormoopidae. The transcript has 5 exons. The coding region runs from base 223 to 1800 and encodes 525 amino acids.
CACGACUCAGCCCGCCAGCUCCUAUCGCCUCCUUCCGCUCUCCCCGCCCCCGGAAGCGCGCCAGCGCGUGCGCACGAGCCCGAGGCGGCCUUCACUACUCCGGCGAGCGGCGCGUGAGCGAUUUCUUCUUCCCGCGCCCGCCAGCUUCCUCUCCGUUCGGGAUCCGUUUCCUCUCUCCGAAGCCGGAGCAGCGGCGAGCACUCAGGAUAUAUUUUUGCCAUCAUGGAUCGGUUCGGAGAUAUAUCAGAAGGUGAAGUGGACCAUUCUUUCUUUGACAGUGACUUUGAGGAAACAAAGAAAAGUGGAAGUAACUCAGUUUUUGACAAGCAAAAUGAUGAUUCUAAAGAGAGAAUAGACAAAAAUACAGAAAAUGUAAACUCAAAAUUUAGAAUGCAAAGAAAAGAAAAUAAUCUUACUGAGAAAGGAAAUGAAAGCACAGUGAAAAUCCCUCCAGAAGAACAUGUAAUGGAAAAUGAUAAUACACAAACCAGAAAUUCCUUAUCCUUGACCACUUCUUCAAGAUCAAAAAAAUUGUGUGAUGCUACAACAGGACAUAAAAUACACUUGACUAUCCCAAAUAGAAUUCCCAAAAUUAUAAAAGAAGGUGAAGAUGAUUACUAUACAGAUGGAGAGGAAAGCAGCGAUGAUGGGAGAAAACAUCUUGUCAGGUCCAAAUCAGCCAAACCCUCUAGUCAUGUUAAAAAAGGCCUAAGUAGAAAAUAUUCCAAAAGGAGUUCCUCUUCCUCUUUGUCCUCCUCAACUUCAAGUUCAGGCACAGAUUGUUCAGAUGCAGAGUCUGAUAAUAGUACGUCUGAUUCAUCUCCAUCAUUAAAGAAACACCUCUCAGGUGUAACCCACUUGUCACCAAAACAGAAAUCUAAACGAGGAGUAAAAUCAACAGGAACACAGCCUUCAAGUACUAAACCAAAAGUCGGUGACUGCACUGAGGAAUCUGAAGAUACUGUGACAGAUGUCACUCCUUUAUCGACCCCAGACAUCAGCCCUGUCCAGUCUUUUGAACUGGGUAUGGCAAACGAUCAGAAAAUAAAAAUUAAAAGGCAAGAAAAUGUGAGUCAAGAAGUGUAUGGAAAUGUUGAGGAUUUAAAAAGUAAUUUGAAAUCGGCCAAAAAAGGAAAAGAAAAACAUGGGUCAGAUCUCACCUCGAAGUCUUCUCUGUUAGAUUCCAGUUCAGACCACAGAUAUAAACAAAAAGCCUUACAUGACACAAUGGACCUGAAUCAUCUCUUGAAAGCUUUCCUGGAAUUGGAUAAAAAGGGACCACAGAAACAUCACUUAGACCAGCCUUCAGUAGCACCUAGGAGAAACUACUCUUUCACAAGAGAGGAGGUGAGACAGAUUGAUCGGGAAAAUCAGAGGCUUUUGAAAGAACUGUCGAGGCAGGCUGAAAAACCAGGAAGCAAAAAUACAGUUCCUAGAAGAUCGAUUAGUCAUCCCCCUAAGUUGUAUCACAGUGCUGUCAACAGACAGAGGGAACAACAAAGGAUUGAAAGAGAAAAUUUGGCUUUAUUGAAGAGGCUCGAGGCUGUGAAGCCAACAGUCGGCAUGAAGCGCUCGGAGCAGCUAAGGGACUAUCACCGCAACGUGGGCUGUCUCGGCCCGUCGCCGUCCUUACGGCGAGUGAGGGCCACUCUUGGCCAACACAGCCCACUAAGAGGAGCUUCCAGGACAUCUAGUGCUACCAGCGGUCUCAGCUGUAAGAGUGAGGGAGCAGUUUUUGACACAUCUGGUGGCCUGUUGCUAAGACCAAAGCCCCCUAAUGUUCGUGCAGCUUGGUUAUAAAAGCUUUCUACUUUAAACAUUGUUCCUCCAGUUCUUACUGAAGUGCUCUUGUGUAUCACUGUAAUUAUCUGUGUAAACAUCUAUAAUGACUUCUAAGAAUUUUAAGUUGUACAACAGCGAGUUGCAAUUUACUGUAAUUAAAUGCAAAAUUGUUUUCAAAAAAGACAAUUUAAUGUACAAUCGGUGUUUCCUAUGAGGAUGUAUUUAUAGGAGAUGGAUAUGUUAUUUAAUAGAGAAAUGCACGUAUGUUGUCUCAGCAUAGACAUUGAUUCAGCUGCCAUACUGACAGAGCAGUUGUGUAAUAGUAUCACUGCACUUUGGACCCAAGAUGUUAACUAUGUACAUCUCAUUUUAUUUUAUUUUCAUUUUUUACAAGCUUUAAACCAUGAGCAUAACUCCUAACUUUGACUGGCUUUGUUUUCUGUUUGCUUUAGGAUUUAGGUGCUAUGACUCAUAACUUGCACCUAAAUCCUAAAUAACUUUCUUAUUAAUGAAACAAAUGUUAAAAUUUGUUUUCAUUGGUGGAGCUAAUUCACUGGGGUAAUCCUUAAUGAUUCUCCGGAGAUAACUACUACCUCUGCAUAAAUGCGCUGAGUUAGAUCUUAAAAUUUAACCCACCAUUCCAAACUAUUCCCAACUGUGAGUAUUAGGUCCAUUUACAAGCUUCUCUUUCAUGUUUUUGUACAUUUAGGUAAAGUAUUAUUAAUGACUCUGAGAAACGAGGUAGGCCUUAGAGCUAUAGUCUAUUGGUGUUGUGAAUAGUCGCUACAAGGAAACAGAUCAUCAUAAGCAAAAACAAGUGUUUUUUAAACCAGCAAAAUAGCACCACUAGUUUGAAGAGCCAAGUAAAUCCUAAGUUGUAUCAGAAGUGCUUUAAGUAUACUGUUAACAAGUUAAGAAAGAAAUGUAUUGUCUCACAGCUUUAGAAAUUUCAGUUCGUGUUUAUAAGGGCUGAAAAGAAAACUAAAAUAUAAACGAUAAAGGGAGGGAAAUCACAUAUUGUUGAGGCUACUUUAUAUGUCUGCUAAUUUUCUUGUUUCUUGGUUUGGGCUUACAGGUGGAAUCAUGGAAUGUCAUUUUUGUUAGUUCCGCUUUAAAGUCUUAGUAAUCUUACUGGAGUAGUAAGGUAUAAAAUAGGUGACUUUUGAAAUUAGAAUAUUUUUCUAACUUUUAUUUUAUACAACAGAGGCUUUUGCUGUUCUAGUUACCACUGUUUUUCAUUACUGGCCUUUUAAAUAUAUCCUUAGAAUGUAUUGGGAAGCUUCUAUACUAAAUGCCAAGCAUUUUUUUAAUGCAAAUUUUUUAUCUGUAGCCACAAUACUAUUUGCAUUUUUCUGGGUUAACUCGAGCUCUAUAGCAUGUAUGCAGAAAGCCAGACUGCAUUUAACUAAACAUCAUUCCAGAAUUUCGUGGCCCCAGUUUGUGUUCGUUCACAGGUUGUGUUUUAGGGCAGGGCAUCCGAAGCGCGGGGACAGCG